GCAACACAAAAAGAAAGUCUUUGGCAACACUCCUGAGACGGGACAACAAGCAAAUAACAGUAGACUUCGUGUAAGCAUUCGACCUGCAAAACGUUUGGCAGUAUUCUCAAGAAUCAGUCGAGUUGUUGUUUUGAAGCAAGUUUCCUUUUGGACCGCUUGGAAUAGGUUUCUUUUCUCUGGAACUAUUGGUUCCUCGCGCAGAAGCGGAUUGGUUCAAACCCAAGAAGAAAGGGCCAGUCAAGGUGGAAGUUUGAAUUGAUCAUGACAUCCUUUGACCUGUGGGGGAGCAGUGAACUAUUCUCCUCUGGAGUAUGGGCCCUGAGAAACCUGAUCCACAGGAUGCCGACCACCCCUCCUUCCUCCCUCGACGCCCACCCACCAGCUUUCCCGCCCUUUACCACACCACCCGCCCCCCCCUGUUCCCCGUACCCCUCCCCACCAUGCUCUCCAGGGCCUGGGGUGAAGGGGAUUGGAGGGUCCGGAGGGGUGACCCUGCGUUCUCCAGCUACUCGUCACCUCACCCACCUGGACAACUGGAGGAGGCAUAGCUGGGAGCCUGGGGCUGUGGUGACAGUGCAGCAGCAGGGGAUGGAGCCCAGCGACAACCACAGUGUGAGUCUGGAGAACCUGGAUCCGGAGGAGAUGGAGAAGGUUCUGGGAGCGGCGCUGGGCGUCCGGCGAGUGGGCAGGAACCCCAUCACUCAGGAGGGCUCCUUGUCUUCCCUCACGGAGGAGGAGGCAGGGUCCGACCUGCAGCACUACUCUGUAUUGGAGGAACAGUCCAACCAGCUGCAGGGCUGCAGUGCGUCGGCCCCAACCCUCAGUGUGGUUCGUCGCAGCAACCCUCCCAGCACGGGCCCCCGACCAGGCUCCAACUGCUACGAGACUUUACCCUACAGUCAAAUUGGAGGAUCCACACAGAGUGUGGAUAGGGACCUGGGUCUUCUGCUCUGGGGGAGAGAGGGAAGCUGGACGGAGGUCACGAGAGACGAGGCCCAGGAGGAGGUGACAGGCGGCCCUUUUGUGCGCACCUUCAGUUUCCUACGCAAGAUGGCCGGCAACCGCAAGAAUAAGGAGAAGGAACGCAUGAGGGAGAGGGAGAAGGAGGCACGGGACAGGGAGGCGCGCUACAGCAACGGGCAUCUCUUCACCUCCCUCACCGUGUCGGGGACCACCCUCUGUUCAGCAUGCAACAAGAGCAUCACUGCCAAGGAGGCCCUCAGCUGCCCCACCUGCAGUGUAACCAUCCACAACCGCUGUCGAGACACGUUGCCAAACUGUGCCAAAAUGAAACAGAGGCAACAGAAGAUGGCUCUCAUGAGGAACAACUCAGCUCUGCAGAGCGUGACCCUUCGUACCAAAACCCCCAUGAUGAGGGAACGCCCCAGCUCCGCCAUCUACCACUCUGACAAUCUCCGCCAAUCCUUGCUGGGCUCGCGCCGUGGACGCUCCGGCCUUUCCCUCUCCAAGAGUGUCUCCACCAAUAACAUUGCAGGGAACCUGAAUGAUGACUCUCCCUUGGGGCUGCGCAGGAUCCUGUCCCAGUCCACAGACUCGCUCAACUUCAGGAACAGAGCUAUGUCCAUGGAGUCGCUCAACGACGAGGGAGAAGUGUACUACGCUUCCAUGCUGGAGGAAAUGGAGAUUGAGGGGCGGGAUUUUGAGGCGGACUCAUGGAGCAUGGCGGUGGACUCGGGCUACCUGCAGACGCAUCGCAAAGACAUCAUCAAGAGGCAGGACGUCAUCUAUGAGCUGAUCCAGACAGAGCUGCACCACGUGCGGACACUUCGCAUUAUGGAGCGAGUGUUCCGCCAGGGCAUGCUGGAGGAGGUGCAGCUGGAGCCGGGCGUGGUGCACGCCAUCUUCCCCUGCCUGGACCGCCUCACUGGCAUCCAUGUACGCUUCCUGGCACAGCUGCUCACACGGCGCAACCACAGCCUGCAGACUGGCAGCACCUACAACUUCACUAUCCACCAGCUGGGAGAUGUGCUGCUGGAACAGUUCUCGGGCCAGUGUGCUGACGAGAUGAGAAAGACCUACGCUGAGUUCUGCAGCCGCCACCUGAAGGCUGUCAAGCUGUACAAGGAGCUGCUGGCCAGAGACAAGAGGUUCCAGUACUUCAUACGGCGGGUGUGUCGGGGUCACCUGUUGCGUCGCCAUGGCGUCCAGGAGUGCAUCCUGUUGGUCACUCAACGCAUCACCAAGUACCCUGUCCUCAUCCAGCGUAUCCUUGACAACACCAAGGACAAUGAAGAGGAGGCCUCCUGUCUGACCCAGUCUCUGACCCAGAUCAGGGAGCUACUUAGCUCAGUGGACCAGCAGGUGAUGGAGCUGGAGCGGACUCAUCGGCUGCAGGAGAUCCGGGCCAGGCUGGACCCACGGGUCGAGGCCAAGGUGAGGGACGGGGGCCUGUUCAGGGGAGGAGAGUUGCUCCGCAGGAGACUCAUCCAUGAGGGAACGCUGCUCUGGAAGACCCCUGGGUCCAGGCUCAAAGAUGUGCAGGUCCUGCUGAUGACAGACAUCCUAGUGUUCCUACAGGAAAAAGACCAGAGGUUCAUCUUCCCUUGUCUAGACAAGUCUCCGGUCCUCUCCCUGCAGAACCUCAUGAUUAGGGAGAUAGCCAAUCAGGAGCGAGGGCUCUUCCUCAUCAGUGACUCCUCUCCUCCGGAGAUGUACGAGGUCCAUGCUGCCUCAAAAGAUGACAAGAACACCUGGAUACGCAUCAUACAGCACACUGUCAGCAGUUGUCCUUCCAGGGAAGAGUUCCCACUCAUAGAGACUGAAGACAAGGCCCUUCUGAGACGACUGAAAGCGGACAUCCAGCAGAAGGACCGGGAGGUGCUGGAGCUGCUCCAGGAGCGGGUCACAUUGUUCUCGGACCUGGCUGAGGUGACGGGGGGUCAGGAGGUCAUGCUGCCGGGGGGCCCCAACUCCCGGAACCUGUUCCGGGCCGACACGCCCCAUGCGCCACUCGGCGAGAGAUUGCUCACUGAUGCCAUCGCAGAGGUGGAUAGGCUGAGUGAGCUACUCCUGGGCUCCACCUUUGAAAUGCCUCUGCCCUGCAGUUUCAACGGUCACCCGAACCACACGGGGGCGCUAGUGAUCAACGGUCAGGAGGUGGUUGUCAAUGGAACGCACGGGUCGCCAGCAGCAAAGGACCGGAAUGGGAAUCAGGCUGGAGAUAGGCCCUCAACUGAGGAAGCGUAUCAGAGGCUGGUCAACCUUAGUGCCUACCUUCAUGCCCUCCAGGGCACCGUGAUCAAGCAGGACUCCAUCCUGGAGCUCUGCCUGCGCUCUGAAGGCCCACCAGUCGACACCCCGACCACGCCCACCGGACGGGUCUGGCACUCCCUGUCACGUGACGCAGGCAUGGCUGAGGCCAGCACCGGGGUGGCCAUCGGGGAGCUGGCCCUGCUCCAGAGGCAGCACAGCCUCCUGCAGGAGGAGCUCAGUAGGCUGCGGGGUACCGAGGGCCGCCUGAGGGAUAGCGAAAAGGCCCGCACCCAGCUGGAGAGGCAGGUCCGCGACAUGAAGGCCCACAGUGCCACUAUGAUGGACAGUGUGGGAACUGCAGGCUCAGAGCAGGCUCCACCCCUUCGCAGAGCAAGUGAAACCAACGCAGACACCCAAUUGGCCAGCCAGGAGUCAAUCGAGCAUUUGGAAGGGCAUCAUGAUGGCAGUGACCUGGAGGUGGAGGUGACGUCAGAUGAGGAGGAGGAGGAGGCCAAAGCAUCACCGCGCUCGGAGAGUCCCCAUGAUCUUCAGGACAUUCCAGAGGAGAGCGAAGCCACAGCAGAACUACCACGAGAGCCUGACGUGUCACACUGCUCCCCUACUCUCAAAAAUAGGCCGACGAGGACAACAGAACUGAACUUGAAAUAGUCUUCCUCUUUUUACACUUAAAAGGAAGUAUCAUAUUCAUUUUCAAAUAUAUAUAUAUAUAUAUAUAUAUAUAUAUAUAUAUAUUUGUUUCGUGGCUUUUGCUUUACAGUACACGACCAGUGGCAAUAUGUGACUACGCUAUUCUUUUAUGUUUCUCGAUUGGGAUUAUUUGGAUUUAUACGGCUCCCUUUGGGAAUCGAUGCUGGACUUAUUCAUGCCACCUAUUAAAGUGGCAUGAAUAACAGGAAGGGAGUUAUGCAAUGAUGAUUUUCCAAAGAAGAAUAUGCAGGAAAUGGACAGCAAAUAUAAAAGCAGUGAAUGGAUAACCAAAGCUGAUGGGGUUUUGUCUAAGUGAAUGGGACACUGCUUUAAUAAUGGUUGGGUAGCUGCUUCUUUGCAUUAGGAUGUUGUAUGUGGAUGUGUAUAUAUAGCAGGUUUGUGCUGAGACACAUGGAUAUGCACAAACACACACCACAGACACACAUGGUCAUACAUGCUCACACACAUUUGAGUCCUUUACAUUUCCAUAAUUAGGAUUAUCUAAUUCUCAACGCUGUUUAUGAUGCUAAUAAUUUGUUUAUUUAUUCUUCCUUCCUUAUUUAAGCAGGUAAGUUAAGACCUCUCAUGACACAGGCCAAACAUUAGAGUGACUGUAUAAGAAUGAGGUAGCACUGUAUUUCUCUCCCCUGAUUACCAUGUUUUUACUUAGAAACCACAUGGCAACAGCAUAAUGACAAUUAUUAUUACAAAAUUACUUACUUACUUACCCACUGGUUUGUGGUUCAUUUCCUGCAGGGAUCACAUACAUAUACUUUAAAUGCUCAAAGUAAUGUAACUCGCUUCGUGGCACAUACACUACCGUACAAAAGUUUGGGGUCACUUAGAAAUGUCCUUGUUUUUGAAAAAAAAGCCUUUUUUGUCCUUUUAAAAUAACAUCAAAUUGAUCAAAAAAACAGUGUAGACAUUGUUAAUGUUGUAAAUGACUAUUGUAGCUGGAAAUGGCUGAUUUUUAAUGGAAUAUCUACAUAGGCGUACAGAGGCCCAUUAUCAGCAACCAUCACUCCUGUGUUCCAAUGGCACGUUGUGUUAGCUAAUCCAAGUUUAUCAUUUUUAAAGGCUAAUUGAUCAUUAGAAAACCCUUUUGCAAUUAUGUUAGCACAGCUGAAAACUGUUGUUCUGAUUAAAGAAGUAAUAAAACCUGCCUUCUGUAGACUAGUUGAGUUUCUGGAGCAUCAGCAUUUGUGGGUUCAAUUACAGGCUCAAAAUGGCCAGAAACAAAUAACUUUCUUCUGCAACUCGUCAGUCUAUUCUUGUUCUGAGAAAUGAAGGCUAUUCUAUGCGAGAAAUUGCUAAGAAACUGAAGAUCUCGUACAAUGCUGUGUACUACUCCCUUCACAGAAUAGUGCAAACUGGCCCUAACCAGAAUAGAAAGAGGAGUGGGAGGCCCCGGUGCACAACUGAGCAAGAGGACAAAUACUAGUGUCUAGUUUGUGAAACAGAUGCCUCACAAGUCCUCAACUGGUAGAUUCAUUAAAUAGUACCCCCAAAACACCAGUGUCAACGUCAACAGUGAAGAGGCGACUCUGGGAUGCUGGCCUUCUAGGCAGAGUUACAAAGAAAAGGCCAUAUCUCAGACUGUAAAAAGAAAAUAUUAAGAUGGGCAAAAGAACACAGACAUUGGACAGAGGAACUUUGCCUAGAAGGCUAGCAUCCCGGAGACGCCUCUUCACUGUUGAUGUUGAGACUGGUAUUUUGCGUGUACUAUUUAAUGAAGCUGCCAGUUGAGGACUUGUGAGGCAUCUGUUUCUCAAACUGAUAAACUUGGAUUAGAUUAACACAACGUGCCAUUGGAACACAGGAGUGAUGGUUGCUGAUAAUGGGCCUCUGUACGCCUAGAUAUUCCAUUAAAAAUAACGCGUUUCCAGCUACAAUAGUCAUUUACAACAUUAACAAUGUCUACACUGUAUUUCUGAACAAUUUGAUGUUAUUUUAAUGGACAAAACAUGUGCCUUUCUUUCAAAAAUAAGGACAUUUCUAAGUGACCCCAAACGUUUGAACGGUAGUGUAUACACUGAGUGUAAAAAACAUUAGGGACAGGUGAAUCCAGGUGAAAGCUAUGAUCCCUUAUUGAUGUUUUCUGUUAAAUGCACUUCAAUCAGUUUAGAUGUAGGGGAGGAGAUGGGUUAAAUAAUGAUGUUUAAGCCUUGAGAAAUGGAUUGUGUAUCUGCCAUUCAGAGAGGGAAUGGGCAAGACUAAAUAUUUAAGUGCCUUUGAAUGUGUAUGGUAGGAAUUGCCAGGCGCACUGAUUCGAGUGUGUCAAGAACUGCAACACUGCUGGGUUUUUCACACUCAACAGUUUCCCGAGCGUAUCAAGAAUGUUCCACCACCCAAAGGACAUCCAGCCAACUUGACACAACUAUCGUAAGCAGUGGAGUCAACAUGGGCCAGCAUCCCUGUGGAAUGCUUUCAACACCUUGCAGAGUUGAAUUAAGGUUGUUCUUAGGGCAAAAGGGGUGUAACUCAAUAUUAGGACGGUGUUCCUAAUGAUUUGUGCACUCUGUGUAUAUUACUUGGGGAUUCUUCGUCACAAAUACCAGAAAGGGACAAUUGUUCAUAAUUAAUUUCAAGUAAUUACCAGAAAGAAUUAUGCUAUCACCAUGUAGUUACUAAGUAAAUACCUGGCAAAAUAAAGUUUUACCUAAAUGGACAAAAUAACCUAAUCCCUAUAUGGAUCACUUCAGCAUAAGCAAUGUAGUUUCCAAGUUUAACUCUAGUGGACUUGGUAGACUAUAUGAAAGAAGCAGUCAAAAAUACAGAAAUUGGAAGAUGGAACUAAGACAAUACGCCAUGUAAUCCAUUGUAUUGAGAGAUAGGGGAAAUCAACAACUUUUUUGCCAACAUCGAAUUAUAAAACGGAGUCUUCUCUAUUUUAAUGACUAAACCAAUGACAUUGGGGACUGUUUUUGAACAACGGACAGCCGAGCAACCGUUAUAUUUGCCUUUAAAUUAUUUUGAAACUAAAAUGCUUUAAUUGAGAAUUUCUUUAUUCUUGUAAUUUCUUGUCAUCUUAAUUUGACUCAUGAACCAUAUUUUCCUGGCUUGCAUAGUGUGUAUCAAUCUGGCUAAAAAAUGACAUGGGCAAUGAUUUUGAGUCUGUCUUUAUUUGAUUGUACUAUAUUCAAUGUAUGUUUAUAGAAGCCCAUACUAAAGAAAUGAAUGUCAAAUCCAAAUGUUGCCUUUCAAGUUGUUCUCAUGACGUUGGCCUGGGGAUAGGUUUAUGACAGUCAUAAAUACCUCUUUCCCCCUUUUUCCUAUCUCUACCCUACUGAUGUUACAUUUGCAAACCCUUGGUUAACAUAGAAAUUCUGGGAACAUCAGAAGGUGGGGGGAAAUUAACAAUAUUCUGGUAAUCCGACCAAUUGAACAUUUGCGGUGGUACUUAAUGAAUAUGAUGUCAGUUCGGUCGUCAUCUGAGACAUUCUCAUCAAUGAUAAGAUGACAAACUCUACAAUGGAAAGUCUACACAUCAGAGUUAUCGGAUUCACAUGGAAUUGUUGUUCAAUUUAAAUGUUUGAAUAUGAAAUUAUUCGUGAUGGGAUGAAAUGUGAUUUUAGCUUCUAAAAUGUGAGAUUUGGGUUUUCAUAAGAUAGGGCUCUGCUCAAUCAGUGGCACGCCCCUGUGAAGGGACAUGGGUUAUAGAACUUUUCAAACAAGCCCUCCUCUCCCUUCCUAUAUAAGCCCUUGACGACAAUAUAACCUUCUGUUCCGAGGACGUGAGGAUGACGGUCCUAUGUCAGAAUGGUUCAGAUAAUAACUACAGAAUGAAGCCAACAUCAGCGUGAGCUUUGGUUGCGAACGGUAUGAACUUUGAACUCUUAUUCACUACAGAAGUGAUACCUCCUAGCCGUUGAGUUAGGAACAGCAGCUGCAAACACAGGUUAGGAAGGAACAGACACAGAGUAUCCCGUCUACCACACAACGACGUUACUACAACGUAUCCAAUUGACAACCAGAGACAUUCUUCAAAGGACUCGGUUGGGCAACACGGCCUUCCAUCUACCACCAACCUACCGAAGCGCAGCUCAGCCCAGAGUAAAUAUUUAUUGCAUUUUCCUUUUCCCAAAUGGGCGGUAAUUUAGAAUGCAUAAGAUACUGUCUUUACAAUAGCACAGCUUUGGCCUUUGUUCCUCAGUCUUCCCGCUCCUUCACUCAAACCCAGCCCUUUUCUUUUGUGUAACAAGCUGUCAUAUCUGUUCCGCCCGCUAGGGACGUUUUCCUUGAUGACGUAAUUUGUAAUCAAGUUAUGAUUUCAUUAUGUGUAUGUGUAAUUCUGUGUGAUUAGUUAGGUAUUUAGUAAAUAAAUGAUUAAACCCAA
Oncorhynchus nerka (sockeye salmon) is the source of this 8257-nucleotide messenger RNA. RefSeq names its product rho guanine nucleotide exchange factor 2-like. Lineage: Eukaryota; Metazoa; Chordata; Actinopteri; Salmoniformes; Salmonidae. Gene Ontology annotation, cellular component: cytoskeleton; ruffle membrane. The transcript has 29 exons. Bases 262 to 3882 code for a protein of 1206 amino acids. Gene Ontology annotation, biological process: positive regulation of neuron differentiation; actin filament organization; cell morphogenesis. The record is from RefSeq and is a predicted model, not a curated record. Gene Ontology annotation, molecular function: microtubule binding; guanyl-nucleotide exchange factor activity.